This is a messenger RNA of Trematosphaeria pertusa, 264 nucleotides long. RefSeq lists its product as uncharacterized. Bases 1 to 264 code for a protein of 87 amino acids. The transcript has 2 exons. The record is from RefSeq and is a predicted model, not a curated record. NCBI's taxonomy places the organism in Eukaryota, Fungi, Ascomycota, Dothideomycetes, Pleosporales, Trematosphaeriaceae.
AUGAAAUGGGAUGGCAUCGCCAAACGCCUGCCAGGCAGAAGCUCCAUUUCGUGCCGUCUACGUUAUCAAAAUUACCUGGAGAAGCGCGCCGUCUGGGAUGAAGAAAAGAAGAACAAGCUCGCGAGACUUUACGCUCGUUUCAAGGACCAGAUGUGGCAGAAAGUGGCGACCGAAAUGGGAAUUCCAUGGCGUUUAGCCAAGUCCAUGCAUUGGCAGCUUAGAGAACAGGAGAUGAGCGCGCGUGCAAAUGCUCCAAUUUUUUAA